Molecule: messenger RNA, 1445 nt
Organism: Pongo pygmaeus (Bornean orangutan)
Lineage: Eukaryota; Metazoa; Chordata; Mammalia; Primates; Hominidae
Gene: KCNE5
Product: potassium voltage-gated channel subfamily E regulatory subunit 5
Exons: 1
Coding region: 153-581 (142 amino acids)
Biological process (GO): regulation of ventricular cardiac muscle cell membrane repolarization; membrane repolarization during action potential; ventricular cardiac muscle cell action potential
Cellular component (GO): membrane; voltage-gated potassium channel complex
Molecular function (GO): transmembrane transporter binding; potassium channel regulator activity; voltage-gated potassium channel activity involved in ventricular cardiac muscle cell action potential repolarization
Source: RefSeq, a predicted model, not a curated record
AGCCAUUGCGCGCUCGCCGGAGAGCUGGGUGCCACUGCUGUUUCCGCUGGUGAGCCCUGCCGGACGGCCGGCCCGCUCGCUAGCUCGCUUCCCCUCGCCCAGGGGGAAAGGUCAGCAGCGUCCUGGAGCCGCCGUGUCACUCCCCAAAAGCCAUGAACUGCAGCGAGAGUCAGCGGCUGCGAACCCUUCUGAGCCGCCUGUUGCUCGAGCUGCACCACCGGGGUAACGCCAGCGGCUUGGGCGCUGGCCCUGGCCCCAGCAUGGGCAUGGGGGUCGUGCCUGACCCUUUCGUGGGCCGCGAGGUGACCAGCGCCAAGGGCGACGACGCCUAUCUCUACAUCUUGCUCAUCAUGAUCUUCUACGCCUGCUUGGCCGGAGGCCUCAUCCUGGCCUACACCCGCUCCCGUAAGCUCGUCGAGGCCAAGGACGAGCCGUCCCAGGCUUGCGCCGAGCACGAAUGGGCCCCGGGAGGCGCCCUGACCGCCGACGCCGAGACUGCCGCGGGCUCCCAGGCCGAGAGCCGCCGCCAGCUUGCCUCCGGGGGGCUGCCUGCCCUCGCCCAGGGCGCUGAGCGGGUCUAAAACCACAGCCCCAGGUUGCUGGUUCGCGCCCUCCUCAUCUCGCUCAUCCCUGGGCCGCCUCCCGCCUUCCACCCCCAACUCCCUUCUAGGGUUCGCCUCAUCUGAGGCCCAGAUAAUGGUGAGAGGCCAGGAGACCUUGUCUGGAAGGCCCUGGAAGGAGAAGCACCACCUUACCCAUUCCUGGCCAGUUUCUCCCUCUUCACCCCUGCGCCUCCACCCCUACUCCGCACAUCCAACUGCACUAAACUGCCUCUGUUCUCUUGUCUUCAGACAGCCCUGACAGCACGCUCCAGCCCUCUGGGAACUGAAUCCAACAUGUCCAACACUUGGCACUGAACUGAAGCAAUGCAUUCUAUCAGAACUCUGGGCCGUCUAACUGGCAGCUGCUCCAGGGGCCAGUUACUUGCCAGGCCGACUGUAGCAGCUCCAGCUUCCAGUUGCCUUAGGGACAGAGACAAAGGAAAUGAAGAGACCUCAGACAUCUUUUCCCUCCCUCUCUCUUUCAGCAGGGAGCUAGCAGGACACUAGGACCAGUCUGUGGGAUAGAAUGAACUUAAUGGGGGACGGAAGCGGGAGGAGUGCUCAACGGGGAGGGAAAUGAUCUAUGACUCCAACUGUAUGGUUUUCUUGCCUCCCCAGUUUUCAUCCCAGUGGUAACGCCUGAUUUUUGGUAGCUAUGCCAUCUUCUGCUGAGGGUUACCAUUACUGGGUGUAUCACCCCAGUACUUCCAAAUGCCUCUCCUCUAUUGAUUCAGUUGUUAUUGCAGUGUCUGCUUCAUCCGUGGAACUUGAGGCUCAGAUGUCCCCUGCUCUGUAACCCUGGGGAAUGUCAGAGGCAGGUAAUAAAGGUUGUUUAAACAAUAA